AAGAACAAUUUGAAAACCCACCCCAUAAUAUUUAAAAUCUGGGACAAAGAACCGUCAGGACGGAACUGCUUCAAUUGCAAAACCUCAGCGCAGCCUCCGGAGCGGCCGGCCGGCCCAAGUCAGGAGCAGCCCCUUUAAAAAAACGGAGUACAGUAUUGGGAUUCUUGAAACUUGAAACCUAGAAACAGAAUCGAAGCGGAAACCAGAAGGAAAACCUUGAACUCCUCCAGACAAUUGCUUCCGGGGAGUUUCAGGAGAGCGAGGGGGAAUAAAGGGCCCGAGAGGAGGGCCCCUCGGAUGGCUCGCCCCUGAGGGUCCUGGCGAGUUCAAGGAGCGUGGGAAGGAGAGGACCCUACCCUCUCCCUGGGCUGCAGGUCAUGGCCACCGUGGAGCAGAAAGCCCUUGGCAUUGGCUUCAAGUGUCUCUCUUUGGCCACUUUUGUGCUCAUCUGCGCCGGGCAAGGGGGACGCAGGGAGGAAGGGGGUCCAGCCUGCUACGGGGGAUUUGACCUGUACUUCAUUUUGGACAAAUCAGGAAGUGUGCUACACCACUGGAAUGAAAUCUAUUACUUUGUGGAACAGCUGGCUCACAAAUUCAUCAGCCCACAACUCCGAAUGUCCUUUAUUGUCUUCUCUACUCGAGGAACAACUCUAAUGAAGCUAACAGAAGACAGGGAACAGAUCCGUCAAGGCUUAGAAGAACUACAGAAGGUUCUGCCAGGUGGAGACACUUACAUGCAUGAAGGAUUUCAAAGGGCCAGUGAGCAGAUUUACUAUGAAAACAGUCAAGGAUACAGGACGGCCAGUGUCAUCAUUGCUCUGACUGAUGGAGAACUCCAUGAAGAUCUCUUUUUCUAUUCAGAGAGGGAGGCUAACAGAUCCCGAGAUCUUGGUGCAAUUGUUUACUGCGUCGGUGUGAAGGAUUUCAAUGAAACACAGCUGGCCCGGAUUGCAGACAGUAAGGAUCAUGUGUUUCCUGUAAAUGAUGGCUUUCAGGCUUUGCAAGGCAUCAUCCACUCAAUUUUGAAGAAGUCCUGCAUUGAAAUUCUAGCAGCUGAACCAUCCACCAUAUGUGCAGGAGAAUCGUUUCAAGUCGUCGUGAGAGGAAACGGCUUCCGACACGCCCGCAACGUGGACAGAGUCCUCUGCAGCUUCAAGAUCAACGAGUCAGUCACUCUCAAUGAGAAGCCCUUUGCUGUGGAAGAUACUUAUUUGCUGUGUCCAGCGCCUAUCUUAAAAGAAGUUGGCAUGAAAGCCGCACUUCAGGUCAGCAUGAACGAUGGCCUGUCUUUCAUCUCCAGUUCUGUCAUCAUCACCACCACACACUGUUCCGAUGGCUCCAUCCUGGCGAUCGCCCUGCUGAUCCUGUUCCUGCUCCUGGCCCUGGCUCUCCUCUGGUGGUUCUGGCCCCUCUGCUGCACCGUGAUUAUCAAGGAGGUCCCUCCACCCCCUGCUGAGGAAAGUGAGGAAGAAGAUGAUGAUGGUCUGCCUAAGAAAAAGUGGCCUACGGUAGAUGCCUCUUAUUAUGGUGGGCGAGGCGUUGGAGGCAUUAAAAGGAUGGAGGUUCGUUGGGGAGAAAAGGGCUCCACAGAAGAAGGUGCUAAGUUGGAAAAGGCAAAGAAUGCAAGAGUCAAGAUGCCAGAACAGGAGUAUGAAUUCCCUGAACCUCGAAAUCUCAACAACAACAUGCGUCGGCCCUCUUCUCCCCGGAAGUGGUACUCUCCGAUCAAGGGAAAACUUGAUGCCUUGUGGGUCCUACUAAGGAAAGGAUAUGAUCGAGUGUCUGUGAUGCGUCCACAGCCAGGAGACACGGGGCGCUGUGUCAACUUCACCAGAGUCAAGAACAAUCCGCCUGCCAAGUACCCCCUCAACAACGCCUACCACACCAGCUCGCCACCUCCUGCCCCAAUCUACACUCCCCCACCCCCUGCUCCCCACUGCCCUCCCCCACCCCCCAGUGCUCCCACCCCUCCAAUUCCAUCCCCACCUUCCACCCUUCCCCCUCCUCCUCAGGCUCCACCUCCCAACAGGGCGCCACCCCCCUCCCGACCUCCUCCUCGGCCUUCUGUCUAGAACCCAAAGUUCAUGCUCUGGGCUCUCAGAAACUUUGGGGAGGAGGCUCCUCUGUGGUGUUAGAACAAGUCUUUCCAGUUAGAGAAGGCUUCCACUCUGGAAAUGAGUGGUGGUAAAGCCCACUGACGUUCACAAACUUUAAAAAUUGGUUUGUAAUGCCAAUGCACCAACAAUUGUGAUCAGCGGAAAGAAAUAGAAAUUUUGAAAUGCCUGAAAACAAAUAAUGAGGCAACUACAGUCACAAUUAUAGUCAGCCAGCCAUCACCUCUAGAAGCUUCUAGAGACAGUGAAACUGCUGAGAUGCUCUAAAUGGAACUGUGUCUCAUGUAGACCAAUAAGAAAAUCAUUUCUCUGAGGGUGAAAAGCGGAGUCGGAUGGAUAAGAAAUAACAUUGCUGGGUUUCUAAAUGCUGCCUUCCCUCCUCCACUCCACCCCCAUCACUUGACCCUGCACCUUCAGCCUAGAAAUCAAGGAAUCCUCACCCCUAUGUGCCACCCAGGAAGGUGGAAAUCCUUUGCCUACAACUUUGGGAAAAGCUUGAGGUUCCCGUUGUGGCAAUAAACGCAGCAUCAGACAGGUAUCCAAAAGCAUGUUCUCCUGAGAUUUGCAGAGGAGUAAAAACAUGUGCUUUAUUUUCUUCCCAAUUCUCCCAGUUUCCAAGUGAGGAAGAGAGCAGAUGUUUACUGAUGGAAAAAGGUAUGUUGCCAUGUUGCUGUGUAAGUGAAAUCAGGUGUGUGCAUUGACGGGGCAUACUGAUGGGAGCAUCAGACAGUUUCUAAAACCCAAAGGCCAUCAGCAGCUAGAGGUGGCUGGCUUUGGCCUGACAUGGUCCCCUAAAUCAACGGACAAUGGCAUUGUUGAAGAGCAACCUGUUAAUGAUUUGUGUUCAAAAUCAAGAUUUGGCUCCGGUUUAAAUCACUUGAGAUAUGAAGAAGUGAUUGAUCCCAUCUUCCAGAGACGUGAGUUGAUCUUCCCAAAAUGGCAUCAAUAGCACCUACCAUACAAUUUCACUGAUUUUGUUUUUAUUUUUUGGUAAAGUCGUGCACCAGAGACUUCUAGGGAGAGCUGAGAGACAAUGGUCCUGACGUAAUAAGGAAACUAUCCCCAGGUUCUUUGAUUAACCCUCAAAAAAGGCAUGUGUGUGUGGAUACAAAUAUAUUUCUCCCUGGCUUUUCAACAUACAAAUAUCAUCAGCUCUCAACCGAGGGGAAAUACACCAGAAAUGCUCUGCCUAAAAUUCCCAACAUGCCUGGGACCCACUCCAUUCCUCCAAGUCUUUCUGAAUCUGUUGUCAUCAGUAAGCCCCAUAAUCACUUUCUAAACAUUGUGCUUCAUCACCCAGAGGGUAAAACAGAGGCCAUCGUUGAGGGCCUCCUGCACCAGCCUGUUCAAAAUUAUCUCCCCCUCCAGCUUUCCACAGGUCUUAAAAUUCAUCUCCCAAACCCCUUAAAUCCUUUCUGGAACAAAGCAGAAUAGAAAAUAAAUAUAAACUUAGUGCUUUGGACUGUGGUCUCCAAAGAUCCUUCAAGAAUCCAUCAAGCCAGCCUCAUUCUUUCACCUUACUUAGAACACAGACAUAAUGACCUGGCAUGCAUUCUAUAAACACCAAUUCUUUUAGCCAUGGCAGACAUUGCUAAUUAAUCACAGUACUAUUUCCCGUGAAGCCCAAUGAUUUCUUCACAGUUCUCAAACUACAAUUCCAAAGAGCUACCACUCAUCAGUCAGAAUUGAAAGAGGGAUGAACCCUUUAUGCUAUCCCUAUUUGAGAAAGCAAAAACAAACUAGGAUUGCAUGGGGGCAUGGGGAAAUCCUUGGGCAUAAAAGGUACAGUCAGGGGAAAAUAGAUCUAGGCAGAGUGCCUUAGUGGGGGGACCACAGGCACUAACUCUGCAAUGCCAAUGGCAAACUGACACUUCUCCAAGCGUACCUUAGACCCAGCUCUUCUGCCAGCCUGCCACUUCCAGAGAAUCUCCCAGCCUUCUCAUUGAGCUAAAAUCAGAGAUGGUUUCCAGGACUUAUGAAGGCAACUCCCUCCCCCACCCCUGAACCUGGCCCAUAUUGUCUAUUUCUAGAACACUAGGCUUCUUCUUUAGAGUAGUUCCCUCAUGAAGCAGGGGCCAGAAUGUCUCAGCCACCUGCAGUGACAUUUCUGGACUCCAGAAAACCAUUCUAUAGGAGAAUGGGCUCCCCAGGCUCACAGCAUAGAGACGUUGAGCCCCUGGCAACUGUUUUGACUGCUGGCAGUACAAAACAGUCCACCCCACACCACUGCCGCAUGACUCACUGUGGCCAUGAGAAAGUUCAAGCCAAGAUGCUGAGUGACAUUGUUGUGCAACAAGAUGGCGGGCAUCAGAUGAGAAUGCAACAUUCAGGAUCUCAACAGCACAUCAAUCAGAAGCCCCGUGCAGUUUCCAAGAUGAUGUUUUGGUGAACUUUUUGAUGAAAUAGGGAACUGCAAAUAUAUGAUGAUUUUGAAAAGGAUUAGCAGGGUUUGUCCUUAAAACUGACUCAUCAUGUCAUCCCUAGUCAUUUAGAAUUACAGUUGAGAAGGAAAAACUUGUAUACUGUAUGAACAAGGCAGUAUUUUAGUAGUAGGCUGUAACAGGCAGGAAAAUUCUUUGACUGGUUAAUAAAAUCUAUCAGUACUUGUAUCAUUCCCUGUGAAAGGCAGCAGACAUAUGAUUGUGAUCAGGAAACUGCACAAAAUUAUUUUUUCAACCCCCAUGUUAUUAUCCUCAUGAGGUUUUUUUUUAAUAAAAGCCAAACUUUUCGUUGUAUAUAUUCGUAUUCCAUGUGUUAGAUGGAAGCAUUUCCUAUCCAGUGUGAAUAAAAAGAACAGUUGUAGUAAAUUAUUAUAAAGCCAAUGAUAUUUCAUGGCAGGUUAUUCUACCAAGCUGUGCUUGUUGGUUUUUUCCCAUGACUGUAUUGCUUUUAUAAAUGUACAAAUAGUUACUGAAAUGACGAGACCCUUGUUUGCACAGCAUUAAUAAGAACCUUGAGUGGUCCCCUCUGUUGACAACCAGCUCACAAAGUUUCUGGCCUGGAGCUUGGCACAUACUGCAGUGAGACAAAAGGUCUCUCUUUUACCAAGGUCAAGGACAGAGCUGGCGGACAAAUUAAUUAAUAGUCUUGGAUAUCUGGUCACGUGUAACCUCACCGUAAAUAUCACUAGGAUGGGCAGAGAUGAUCUCGAAUUCUCACAUACACUAAAGUCCAAACACUGUGUCAGAUGAGGGAAAUCCAUUAAAGAACUAGGAAAAAAGAUAAUAAUUAUGAGAUAAUGAGCAAUAGUUUCAGCCCAGUGCCAACUCAAUAAAACCAAUUAAUGCUGUGUAAAAUGGGUUGAAUUCGUUUGCAAACCAUAUAAAGAUACAUGCAGUAAGAAGCCUGUUAAUGCACACCAGAUGGGAGUGGGGUGUUCUAGUCAAUUGCCUUUUCUAGUUAUCUGAGCUCUACUAUAUUAUCAUACUUGGAUAACCAGUUUAAAAGAAUUAGAAUAUGAUUUUUUAAAUACACUUAACAUUAAAUUUUUCUUCUAAUUCUUUCUUCUUUCUGUGAUAAUUCAGAAGACAACUAUGGAUCUUCAGUGCCUCUGAGUCAUUGUUAUAAAAACAUCAGUUAUCGCUGUCCCAUGCUAUAAGAGACUGGGCUAAAUGUAUACAAUGGCAAACCCUGGAAGUUGCUUUUUUUAAAAAAAUAAUAAAUUCCUAAAAUCAA
Equus quagga is the source of this 5789-nucleotide messenger RNA. RefSeq names its product ANTXR cell adhesion molecule 1 (gene ANTXR1). The transcript has 18 exons. The record is from RefSeq and is a predicted model, not a curated record. Lineage: Eukaryota; Metazoa; Chordata; Mammalia; Perissodactyla; Equidae. Gene Ontology annotation, molecular function: signaling receptor activity. Gene Ontology annotation, cellular component: membrane. Bases 378 to 2072 code for a protein of 564 amino acids.